GGCGGCAACCUCGGCGCUGUGCGCAGGCGCGGCGGGCAGUGCGCAGGCGCGGGCGGAGGGCGGGCUGAAGCGGCUGAAGCGGCGGCAGCGGCGGCGGCUCGGGCAGAGGGGCGGGAGCGGACAGGCUGGUGGGCGAGCGAGAGGCGGCGGAAUGGUGGACUACCACGCGGCGAGCCAGUCGUACCAGUACGGCCCCAGCAGCGCGGGCAAUGGCGCUGGCGGCGGGGGCAGCAUGGGCGACUACAUGGCCCAGGAGGACGACUGGGACCGGGACCUGCUGCUGGACCCGGCCUGGGAGAAGCAGCAGCGCAAGACCUUCACGGCGUGGUGCAACUCCCACUUGCGGAAGGCAGGCACACAGAUCGAGAACAUUGAUGAGGACUUCCGAGACGGGCUCAAGCUCAUGCUGCUCCUGGAGGUCAUAUCAGGGGAGCGGUUACCUAAGCCGGAGCGGGGGAAGAUGAGAGUGCACAAAAUCAACAAUGUGAACAAAGCGCUGGACUUUAUUGCCAGCAAAGGCGUCAAGCUGGUCUCCAUCGGGGCAGAAGAGAUUGUGGACGGCAAUGCAAAGAUGACCCUGGGAAUGAUCUGGACCAUCAUCCUUAGGUUCGCCAUCCAGGACAUCUCCGUGGAAGAGACCUCGGCCAAGGAAGGGCUCCUUCUCUGGUGCCAGAGAAAGACAGCCCCGUAUAAGAACGUCAAUGUGCAGAACUUCCACAUCAGCUGGAAGGAUGGUCUUGCCUUCAAUGCCCUGAUCCACCGGCACAGACCAGAGCUGAUUGAGUAUGACAAGCUGAGGAAGGACGACCCUGUCACCAACCUGAACAAUGCCUUCGAAGUGGCUGAGAAAUACCUCGACAUCCCCAAGAUGCUGGAUGCAGAGGACAUCGUGAACACGGCCCGGCCCGACGAGAAGGCCAUAAUGACCUAUGUGUCCAGCUUCUACCAUGCCUUUUCAGGAGCGCAGAAGGCUGAAACUGCCGCCAACCGGAUCUGCAAGGUGCUGGCUGUCAACCAAGAGAACGAGCACUUGAUGGAGGACUACGAGAAGCUGGCCAGCGAUCUCCUGGAGUGGAUCCGGCGCACCAUCCCCUGGCUGGAGGACCGUGUGCCCCAAAAGACUAUCCAGGAGAUGCAGCAGAAGCUGGAGGACUUCCGCGACUACCGGCGCGUGCACAAGCCGCCCAAGGUGCAGGAGAAGUGCCAGCUGGAGAUCAACUUCAACACACUGCAGACCAAGCUGCGCCUCAGCAACCGGCCCGCCUUCAUGCCCUCCGAGGGCAAGAUGGUCUCGGACAUCAACAAUGGCUGGCAGCACUUGGAGCAGGCUGAGAAGGGCUAUGAGGAAUGGCUGCUGAAUGAGAUCCGCAGGCUGGAGCGGCUCGACCACCUGGCAGAGAAGUUCCGGCAGAAGGCCUCCAUCCACGAGGCCUGGACUGACGGGAAGGAAGCCAUGCUGAAGCACCGAGACUACGAGACGGCCACGCUAUCGGACAUCAAAGCCCUCAUUCGCAAGCACGAGGCCUUCGAGAGUGACCUGGCCGCGCACCAGGACCGCGUGGAGCAGAUCGCCGCCAUUGCCCAGGAGCUCAACGAGCUGGAUUACUACGACUCCCACAAUGUCAACACCCGGUGCCAGAAGAUCUGCGACCAGUGGGACGCCCUCGGCUCUCUGACGCACAGUCGCAGGGAAGCCCUGGAGAAAACAGAGAAGCAGCUGGAGGCCAUCGACCAGCUGCACCUGGAGUAUGCCAAGCGCGCAGCCCCAUUCAACAACUGGAUGGAGAGCGCCAUGGAGGACCUCCAGGACAUGUUCAUUGUCCAUACCAUCGAGGAGAUUGAGGGCCUGAUCUCAGCCCACGACCAGUUCAAGUCCACCCUGCCGGACGCCGACAGGGAGCGCGAGGCCAUCCUGGCCAUCCACAAGGAGGCCCAGAGGAUCGCUGAAAGCAACCACAUCAAGCUGUCGGGCAGCAACCCCUACACCACUGUCACCCCACAGAUCAUCAACUCCAAGUGGGAGAAGGUACAGCAGCUGGUGCCAAAACGGGACCACGCCCUCCUGGAGGAGCAGAGCAAGCAGCAGUCCAACGAGCACCUGCGCCGCCAGUUUGCCAGCCAGGCCAACGUCGUGGGGCCCUGGAUCCAGACCAAGAUGGAGGAGAUCGGGCGCAUCUCCAUUGAGAUGAACGGGACCCUGGAGGACCAGCUGAGCCACCUGAAGCAGUAUGAACGCAGCAUCGUGGACUACAAGCCUAACCUGGACCUGCUGGAGCAGCAGCACCAGCUCAUCCAGGAGGCCCUCAUCUUCGACAACAAGCACACCAACUAUACCAUGGAGCACAUCCGUGUGGGCUGGGAGCAGCUGCUCACCACCAUUGCCCGCACCAUCAAUGAGGUGGAGAACCAGAUCCUCACCCGCGACGCCAAGGGCAUCAGCCAGGAGCAGAUGCAGGAGUUCCGGGCGUCCUUCAACCACUUCGACAAGGAUCAUGGCGGGGCGCUGGGGCCCGAGGAGUUCAAGGCCUGCCUCAUCAGCCUGGGCUACGACGUGGAGAACGACCGGCAGGGUGAGGCCGAGUUCAACCGCAUCAUGAGCCUGGUCGACCCCAACCAUAGUGGCCUUGUGACCUUCCAAGCCUUCAUCGACUUCAUGUCGCGGGAGACCACCGACACGGACACGGCCGACCAGGUCAUCACUUCCUUCAAGGUCCUGGCAGGGGACAAGAACUUCAUCACAGCUGAGGAGCUGCGGAGAGAGCUGCCCCCCGACCAGGCUGAGUACUGCAUCGCCCGCAUGGCGCCGUACCAGGGCCCUGAUGCCGUGCCCGGCGCCCUUGACUACAAGUCCUUCUCCACAGCCCUGUAUGGCGAGAGCGACCUGUGAGGCCCCGGAGAGACCCAACCCAACACCCCCACGGCCUCCAGGAGGGGCCGGGGCAGCCCCACAGUCCCGUUCCUCCACUCUGUAUCUAUGCAAAGCACUCUCUGCAGUCCUCCGGGGUGGGUGGGUGGGUGGGCAGGGAGGGGCUGGGGCAGGCUCUCUCCUCUCUCUCUUUGUGGGUUGGCCAGGAGGUUCCCCCAACCAGGUUGGGGGACUUGGGGCCAGUGCUUCUGGUCUGGUAAAUAUGUAUGAUGUGUUGUGCUUUUUUAACCAAGGAGGGGCCAGUGGAUUCCCACAGCACAACCGGUCCCUUCCAUGCCCUGGGGAUGCCUCACCACACCCAGGUCUCUUCGUUGGCCGCGAGGUCUCUUCAAGGCCUCCCCAAUCCAGGCCAAAGCCCCAUGUGCCUUGUCCAGGAACCGCCUGGGCCAUGCGAGGGGCCAGCAGAGGGCGCCACCGCCACCCGACGGCUGGGGACCCACCCCAGCCCCUCUCCCCUCCCUGCUCCAGACUCACUUGCCAUUGCCAGGAGAUGGGGGCCCCAACGAGCACCCCGCUUUCGCAGCAGAGGAGCUGAGUUGGCAGACCGGGCCCCCCUGAACCCCACCCCAUCCCACCAGCCCCGGCCUUGCUUUGUCUGGCCUCACGUCUCAGAUUUUCUAAGAACCAAAAAAAAAGAAAAAAAAACACAAAACAAAAACCAAAAAAAAAAAAAUCACAAAAAACACAAAAAAAUAUAAAAAAAUUAAAAACUUUCAGAGAAUUACUAUUUACUUUAUUAACUUACGGAUUUAUUAUAUAAAUAUAUAUUCACUUAGCAACAUAUCUCUGCCGUCUCUCCUGCUCUCAUAAUGAAGACAUAGCCGAUUUUCUGCCCGGGCCCCUUGCUGAUGCUCCUCCAGGUCUGCGUCAGGCGUGGGUCUCUGGGGACCCUCCAGAGGUGGAGGUGGGCUGCUGGCCUGGCUGCCUGGUGAUUGAUGGUUUUGCUCCCCCUACCUUUUUUUUUUUUUUUUUUGAGUUUUUCUGAUUGAUUUUUUUUUUUUUCUCGGUUUCUGGAUAAACCACCCUCUGGGGACAGGAUAAUAAAACAUGUAAUAUUUUUAAGAAGGA
This is a messenger RNA of Pongo pygmaeus (Bornean orangutan), 3994 nucleotides long. It is a transcript of the gene ACTN4, whose product is annotated as actinin alpha 4. Bases 152 to 2887 code for a protein of 911 amino acids. The record is from RefSeq and is a predicted model, not a curated record. Lineage: Eukaryota; Metazoa; Chordata; Mammalia; Primates; Hominidae. Gene Ontology annotation, molecular function: calcium ion binding; protein binding. The transcript is spliced from 21 exons.